GUGGGUGUGACAACCUCUGUUCUGCUCCUCACUACGCAGGAUGCUGAUGUGAUCCCAGGUCAACUCCAUAAGAGAGGGAAGCCAAGACUCCAUCCAAUUCUCUCAUGAGCCAAUGUGUGCUUUUGCUACACGGAUGUACACGCACAAAGCUUCAUGUUCACUGAUGACGGCAAGGGGAAUUUAUACAUUCUUGACUUCGGACAUGCCUCGUUCUUGCCUCUCAGCUGCAUGGCCUUUGCUCUGCGCCACCACCACCCCAGCUCCUGGCUGGUAGCAGACAUUCGGGACCGCGUUGGAUUGAUCGAGUGGAAGAUGGAUGCUGACAAAAACAAACGCCUGGAACGAAUGGCUUGGUUGCGGUAUGUCUUUGCCACGAGCAGCCAGAAAAUUGGUACGUACGGUGUGGGUAGCCGUUAGGGCUGCCGCUAACAUUAGAACAGGGCUCCCUCUAUAGGGAAUUACUUUCGUUCUCCG
Molecule: messenger RNA, 474 nt
Organism: Lasiosphaeria miniovina
Lineage: Eukaryota; Fungi; Ascomycota; Sordariomycetes; Sordariales; Lasiosphaeriaceae
Exons: 1
Coding region: 154-417 (87 amino acids)
Source: RefSeq, a predicted model, not a curated record